Globicephala melas (long-finned pilot whale) is the source of this 4075-nucleotide messenger RNA. RefSeq lists its product as uncharacterized. The record is from RefSeq and is a predicted model, not a curated record. NCBI's taxonomy places the organism in Eukaryota, Metazoa, Chordata, Mammalia, Artiodactyla, Delphinidae.
AUGUGUGAUAUUAAAAAAUACACACCGUCCACAGCAGUUCCGGCCGGGCGUGCGCAGGGGACGUCAUGGGUAAGCGUGGGGCCCACGUGCGCGCUCACGCUCAGGGCCGGGCAAAGCCUGCGCAGCCUCAGGCUCCUCCGUCCGCCCCGGGGUCGGGGGGCGGGGUCAGAGGUUGUCCGGAAAGCCGGACGGCCCCCUUCGCGUCGCCGGGCCGCCGCGGUCGCUCCAACGCCCGCGUGCAACCCGGCGAAGGAGGGACACGCGGCGCGCGCCUGGCCAAGCCAGUCCCCGCGGCACGCGGCGAGGACGGCCGCGGUGAGGCGGCACCCGCCCCGCCAGAGCGACAGGCGCGCCUCCCUUACCGUCUCGACCCCACAAGGGAGCUGCUCACCGCAGCGGGCACCCCAGAGGACGAAGGCACCGCUCAGCCCCCGGCACCAGAGGGGCGGCCGUGCGGGGGCACUGCCUGGAGCGGACACGCUCCCGCACCAACGGGGGCGCGCAGGCGGCGGCGGGCCCGCCCCGCCCACCACCGCGGGGAGGGCCGCCUGCGAGGCACUUGAAGAGGAGUUGAGAAGCGAGAGUGCCUGCUGCUCAGAGGACCCCGGCCCCUUCCACGCCGUGAGGCAGGGGCGGGAGACCGAGAGUCCGGCCGGAUGCCACACCCCGCCUUCCACGGCGGACAGGACGAAGAGCGGCCCUGUUGGCCAUGAACGUCCGUUCCUCGUCCGGCCUGGGAGAGCAGGACAUCACCACAUGGAUCGAUGGGCAGGAAGUGAAAAAGCAUUACUGGGCAGGAAGAGAAGCAACCUGCAAUGUGCCUGUAUGCCUGGAACUAAGAUAAUAGGUACAUCAGCUGUACUUCAAUAAGAAAGAGAAAAUCUUGACUCCUCAGACUGCCUCGAAAGCUCCGAGACUGCAGAAGUGACUCACUUCCCUCAGCUGAAGACUAGUGCUCCCCAUUUGUUUGAAGACUGUACAGAGACCUUUGUCUUUCAUGGCAACACCCCCUCCCCCUUAAAAUCUCCCGUCAUGCCCCUUGAUAGCCCUCGUUGGUUGAGGUAGAAUAACUAGGAUCAAGUCGUAAGAUAUCUGCCCAGGAAGUGGAUACUGUAAGGGAGGAAAGGGCCUAUACACUGAAGGAGCUAAGGAUUUCGUUGGCAAGAGCACAGGGCGUACGUGUGGGACUGACACCCACAGUAGGUACUAUAUCAGAGGAGCAGACUUAAGAGUUAUCUGAUUUUAUGAAGAAUUUAUAGACAUGGACACGUAGCAGUUAAUGCCCUGGUGAGGACCAUAGGAGGUGACACGAACAUCCUGAUAGGAUGCUCCUGAAAGCUUGGAGAAAGCGAAGGCCCACACUAAGUUAAAGUGAAAAACUAGAACUUCCAUGGCACACAGUGGAAGGAGGGAUCAAAACACCCAGAGAAAUGAGCAUGUUGGAGCAAGGCCAACUGCAUUCUAGAGUGUCUGAAAGACACUACAGUCCCCAAAGCAGGAAGGAAUACACUGGAGAAUUGGGCAAAAAUCUCAUGGAAAGCUGAGUGGUACUCUGCCUUCUGCAGGCCAGGGAAGAAGAGCAGGAGAUGUUACACAGCUGGGCUCCUUGAUAGCAAUGGGAUAAUAGGAUCUGAUGUUGUGGAGUCCAGGUGGCUGCACUUAGUAGAGUACAGUCAAGUGGGCAGAAUUAUUGUAAUCAGUUUCAAGGUCUGAGCAGUAGCAGAGAGGCCUGGCCUGUAGGGAGUUCUGAAAAUGGUUACUAGGACACAGUAUUCUUGGGGGCAAGAUAGACAGGCAGCCACCAAGAACAAUACCUAUUUUAUACAACAAAUAAGUCAAGAAUAGAUGAUCAGGAGGCUGAGGAAAGCUACCCCAUAUGAUGCUAAAUGGUCAGCAUCCUUGCUCAGUUUCCAGAUGUGAGCCAGUUCUUGGGCCCAGAAUCCAUUUAAUGGAGAAGAGGUGGGUCGAAAUGAAGGAUUCUCAACACUGUCAAGAACAUACCUUAGGGAUUACCCAAUCUUCCCCGGAGGGACCUACCACAUGUUCUCAGGUAAAUGUAUGCAGAGGAAAGAGAAAUAGCACGUAGGCCUUUCAAGAACUGUUAGAUACUGGGUCCAUGCUGACAUUGAUAUCUGGGGUACAAAGUUAUCCUGCCCCCCAUUAGAGUGGUUCAGAUAAUAUGUGGAAUCUUGACCCAGGCCUGGCUCGUAGUGGGUCUGCUAGGUUCCCAUCAUGGUUAGGAGCAGUAUUCGCAAGUGGGAAUACGCUGGCUUCAGAACCUGAAGAUACCUAACAGGCAUUGUGUUUCCUUUUUAGUGAUAGAAGGUACCACUUCUUCUACUUUGGAGAGAAUAUCCUAGCACAACCCAGACCACCAAGUCCCUAAUAACAUUACUAAUAGGGGAGCCCUUAGUGUUCACAGGGUUUACCUUCCAUCCUCUGAAGCCCAUUCUUACCGAGGCCCCCAAUGUCAUUGCCAUUUUUUGUUCCUCUUUGAUCAAUUAACAUUAUAUCAAUAGAAUGGACCAAUGUAGUAUUCUGUGAAAAGGCCAGAUAGUCCCGGGCCAUUUGGAGGGUGGAAGGGAUGACAAGUGGCAGUGUAAAUGUAUUCUGUGGUCAGUCAAUCCCAGGGGAGCAAGAUCUGUUUCUGAACCUCUUUUCUGAUAAAGAGGAAAAAUAAAGCAUUUGCCAGAUGAAUAGCAUGGAUGCUCUUUGGAGGUGGCCACAGGCCACAUUCUGGAAGGAAGCAAAAUCUUAGGUGUGGAAGCUCCCUGAGGUCAAGGCCAAUGCCGCAAGAGGAGCGCAGCCGUGAGCAGCCAGAGCUAAUACUCCCCUGUGGCUGCGGAGUGGGUGAUGGGUCCUGACAAGGAGAUCUGAGUGGGGACCACAGUAGCCAUUACAAUAACUAAUUCCCUUAGUCUUAGUGAGAAUAAGUUAUGUAAAACCCAGAAAGCAUUAUUAAGAUUUUAAUAUUACAUUUAGUUACUGGAUUGGAGGAGAAGAAAUGUAAAUCUAUUAAGUAAUUUACUUUUUGGAAAGUUCUAUUAUUCCUAUCAGUAACUUUUUCCUUAUUGAAGUGGAUCAGAAACCCAGAGUGUUUAGCAAGAUCUUCAUAUUUUUUUCCAGUUACUAUAUACUUUCAGUGUGUGUACUUUAAGUUAAUUUGACCUUGUCACUUGAAAAGGGUUCUCACUUGGAUCCUGGAAUCAAUAUAUAGAUGUGAAUAGCCUUGUCCAUACACAGAAUGCUGACACUUUCCAGCAGGGGGGAAGACUUAGCAAUAAGAAUUCAACACAGAGGACCUGGCCGACUUUUGCAGACAGAAGGAGCAGCAACCUGAAUUAAGGCUUGUCUGUAACAGUGUUCCAGCCAGUGUUCCAGCCAGGACUAAACGCAAUAAUACACAUAUUGAUUGACCUCGCUCCUCCAGCCUCGCAGUUUGUAUGGUGGUGCAGAUUAGAACAAUUUGAUUUCUUUGUUUCUGCCUUCUGUAGAGCAGGCAAUUUCCCUUGGCCCUUGGGCAGCAUUUCCAAGAGGCAGAACAGCUCAUCUUAAAGAAGUCUUAUCAUAGACUUUGCCUUGGUGAAUAAAGAAUAAAAUCUCACUCUGCCCGUCUUUCCCACAUGCUUGGGAUCUAAAUGUUGGAGAAGCAACUCACAGUUUCCCUAGGUCUCAGUCCUACUGUUUUGAAAUGAAGAAGUUGAACCCAUGAUAACUGUGGACACUUUCAUCUCUGAAAUUGUUCUCAAGGUCCUGAUAUCAUCUUUCUGUACUUAGGUUAUCCUAAAAUUGACUUUCACUACCAUUGGCCAAUGCAUCCCACAUUCAGUGGUGUUUGAAACAAAAUCAUAGUAUUAUUAUUAUUGUUAUUAUUUUAUAAAAGUAAUACAUGAUUUUCAGAAAUAAGCGUCUCCAGAUGUAGAGAAUGGACUUGAGGACAUGGGGAGGGGGAAGGGGAAGCUGAGACUAAAUGAGAGAGUGGCAUGGACGUAUAUACACUACCAAAUGUAAAAUAGAUAGCUAGAGGGAAGCAGCCGCAUAGCACAGGGAGAUCAGCUGGGUGCUUUGUAACCAC